AUGGCGACAAGACGAGCCAUUCCCCAACAAGCUAGAGGUGAUCCAAUCGACAUGAAAAACGCGGCAGCAAAGAACCGUCGCGCUCUCGGCGACAUCGGAAACAUCAAUUCUCUUCCCGGAGUUGACGCAUCUAAGAUUAAUCGCCCCGUUACCCGUAACUUUCGUGCCCAGUUGCUUGGAAACGCUCAAGUUUUACCCGCCGCUAACAAAAAGCAAAUCAAUCUGGGCAAGGCUCCUGUUCUCGAUGGUGCUCAGGUUUUACCCAAGAAACCAGAAGCGGCGGCUCAAAACAAAGCGAGAGCUGUGAAGCGGCAGCCGUUGAAACCAAUUGAAGUGAUUGAGAUUAGUCCUGAUACAAGCGAGGAGAAGAAGAAAGUGACUUACUCUUCCGUUCUCAACGCUAGAAGCAAGGCUGCUGCUUCCAAGUCUCUGGAUAUUGACUCUGUCGACAAAGACAAUGACCUUGCUGCUGUGGAGUAUGUUGAGGACAUGUACACGUUCUACAAAGAAGUUGAGAAUGAGAGCAAGCCUGUAAUGUAUAUGCCAACACAGACUGAGAUUAACGAGAAGAUGAGAUCAAUUCUUGUCGACUGGCUUGUUGAGGUUCACAUCAAGUUUGAUCUGUCCCCUGAGACUCUCUACCUAACAAUCAACCUGAUUGAUCGUUUCCUGUCUCUGAAAACUGUACCAAGAAGAGAGCUCCAGCUUCUAGGUGUUAGCGCUUUGCUCAUAGCUUCGAAAUACGAAGAGAUAUGGCCUCCUCAGGUCAACGAUUUGGUGUAUGUGACGGAUAACUCCUACAGCAACAAGCAGAUACUAGUGAUGGAGAAAACCAUUUUGGGAAGUCUUGAAUGGUACUUGACAGUUCCAACGCAGUACGUGUUCCUUGUGAGAUUCACUAAAGCUGCGAUUUCUGAUCCGGAAGUGGAGAACAUGGUUCACUACCUAGCUGAAUUGGGUUUGAUGAACUACGAGACUUUGAAGUUUCCUCCUUCUCUGCUCGCUGCUUCAGCAGUCUACGCUGCGAGGUGCUUCUUAAACAAGAGACCUGCUUGGAAUGAUACUCUGAAAUUCCACACUGGUUACGCUGCAUUUGAGAUCCUGCAAUGCGCAAAGCGUUUAGCUUUGAUUCACUCGAGAGUUGGGGAGGGAAAGCUACGCGCUGUGUUCAAGAAGUAUUCGAAGUCAGAGAGAUGUGCUGUUGCUUUGGUUACACCAGCCGAGUCUCUUGUGUCUCCUAGGUCAUGA
Messenger RNA from Microthlaspi erraticum, 1248 nucleotides. Lineage: Eukaryota; Viridiplantae; Streptophyta; Magnoliopsida; Brassicales; Brassicaceae. The record is from the annotation of a GenBank genome assembly.